CUUUGUAAAAAGCCUUCAACUUAUGUGCACGUUCAAGUAUAUAGAAACGCUCUUCCUUCCAUACUAGAGUUAAGUAUGCCCAUUUUCGAAUCAGUAAACAAUCUCGAUCUAAUCCAAAGGAAGGUCGAUGUCGCAACUCUCAAGGUAGUUUGCCUGAAGCAUAAUUAUUUCUUGGACUGCUGGCCAAGGUAGCCGAAACUAUACUCUGGGAUACUCAGGAUGACCACAACAGUUCCCCUGGCCUCCUAUCUCUUCACUCGACUCCGCCAGCUCGGCAUAGGCGCAGUGCAUGGCGAACCCGGCGACUACACCCUCCGCGCUCUCGACUUCAUCCGCCCCGCAGGCCUCCGCUGGAUAGGGAACUGCAACGAGCUUAAUGCCGGCUACGCCGCUGAUGGCUAUGCAAGAGUAAAGGGCAUGUCGGCAUUUUGCACGACGUACGGCGUUGGCGAGCUGUCAGCCAUCAACGCUGUCGCUGGCUCUUAUGCUGAGUACUCGCCUGUGGUGCAUAUUGUCGGUUGUCCCGCGAGGAUGGUGUAUGGCUCCAAUAGGUUGGUACACCAUGCUCUCGAGACUGGGAAUAUGAGAGUGUAUGCGGAUAUGUAUGCAAGGGUGACGGCAGCGCAGGCGAACCUCACUGAUGCUAGGACUGCUCCUGGCCUGAUUGAUCGCGUGUUGGAGGAGUGUCGGAUUCAAAGUCGACCUGUGUAUAUUGAGCUACCUUCGGAUAUGGUAGAGGCACAAGUUGACGAGUCUAGAUUGAGUGCACCGCUCCACAUCGAACCACCUACGAACGCUCGAGAUCUCGAGGAUGCAGUAGUAAACGAAACGCUUGAACGGAUAUACUCGUCUAAGCGUCCGUACAUUCUUGUCGACGGCCUCGUUCGCCCGGAUGGCAUUGUCGAUGAAGUCAACGAGCUUGCUCGCGUGACAGGCUUCCCUACCCUGGCUAUCACCUUUGGGGGAGGUAUCAUCAACGGAAGCUCGGAGAACUACCAUGGUGUCCACGCUGGAAAAUUCGGAAGUAUAGAUCACACCCCCUAUACCGACUCCGCAGACCUCGCCCUCCUAUUCGGACCACUUCUCAGCGACACCAACACCCAAGGCUGGUCCGUCGUCCCAAAAGAAGACAUAACCAUCUCCUUCCGCCGCAACUCCAUCGACAUCGGUUCCGCCUCACACGAACUCCGAAUCAAGAGCUUCAUGCGAUCUCUCCUCUCCAAACUCGAUCCAUCUAAAAUUUCCGCCGGGGCGCCAAACCCACCUCUUAGUUCACCCCGAGACCUCCUCAAGAGCCUCCCACCCCCAGACCCCUCUGCCCCCGUAGACCAAGACACCUUCUACCUCCGACUCUCGCCUUUCUUCCGCCCCUACGACAUCAUCAUCUGCGCAAACGGCACCCCCCUCGUCGGCGGCCGCGACUUCAUCCUCCCACCCGGCGCAAGACUCGUCAACUCUGGCGUCUGGCUGUCAGUCGGCCACAUGCUACCAGCAGCCCAAGGAAUCGCCGUCGCGCAGCGCGAGGCUCUCGAAGCCGGGCAACAGCCUGGCAGGACGAUCUUAUUCGAGGGCGACGGGAGUUUCCAAGCCACCGCGCAAGAGCUCAGCACGAUCAUACGCUAUCGACUCGACGUGACGAUCUUCAUUGUGAAUAAUGAUGGGUAUACCUUUGAGCGGCUGAUUCAUGGGUUGGAGGAGGAGUAUAAUGAUGUCGCGCCGUGGCGGUAUCCAGAGGCGCCGAGGUUCUUUGGGGCGCCGGAGGAUGGGUCCUAUGCGGUUGAGACGCAUGAUGCGAGGAAUUGGGGGGAGUUGCUGAAGGUGCUGGAGAGUGAGAGUUUUGGGGAUGGGAAGGGGCUGAAGAUGGUUAAUGUGUGGAUGAGGAGGGAGGAUGUGACGAGAAAUUUUAAGGCGGCGUUGGUGUUGGCGGGGAAGCAGUUGCUCGCGGGUUCGGAGUGAGAGAACAUCCUGUACGGAUAGAAACAAUCUUUGGGACUUCGGUCAAGGGUUCUUCAUUUUGGAAAUAUGAUUCGUCUACGCCUGCCAUCGAGGGCAAGCUGUAUUGAAUGCUCCCACGGCCUUGCUACCCAGAUUCUGUGGUCGUCUCAAAUGCAUCCUCUUUGCGCGGAAAUAUAUUACGACCUGGACCGCAAGAACAGUCAUCAGUGCUCCAACGAAGAUCGUAUAAUGGCUCCUAUAGUUGACAUCUCGAGUACACGCAGCGAGGGAAA
Mytilinidion resinicola is the source of this 2228-nucleotide messenger RNA. RefSeq names its product putative pyruvate decarboxylase. The record is from RefSeq and is a predicted model, not a curated record. The transcript has a single exon. Lineage: Eukaryota; Fungi; Ascomycota; Dothideomycetes; Mytilinidiales; Mytilinidiaceae. Gene Ontology annotation, molecular function: thiamine pyrophosphate binding; magnesium ion binding; carboxy-lyase activity. Bases 220 to 1956 code for a protein of 578 amino acids.